CCUCCCUGACCUCACUCGCCGACUUUAGUCGACUUCGCCUUGCUUACUGCUCGAACACACUCAAAACCUUUGCCUUCGGCGCCCUGUGCAGUCAGUUUUCUCCUUGUCACAAGAAGGGACAUACUAUUUUCACGCUCCUUCGAUAAAGCUACGACCGGAAGUGAUUAUCGUAGCAGGUUAUUAGACUAUUUUCGCCAACCCUAACCACAGAUAUUUAUCUUAUUCAGAUAUGUGCCCUAACCGUUUUCCAAACAUUAACCAUUGUCUCAAUAACCUGCUACGUUUAUUCUAACAUAAUACGAAAAAGUUACUUCCGGUGUUUUUCGUCACAGGAAGCAGACUUCAGUUGCGGAAGUAUAAUGUAUAGGUGAUCGUUUCAGUACAUGUUUUGAUUUAGUAGUUUAGUGCAAUGUCUAAACUGUACACCGAGAAACUGACCCGGCUCUACGAGCGGUAUCGGGAGUACGUUACGAAGAACCCUGCAGCGACUGGACAACUGGAGAGCACCGUAAGAACGCUGUCGUACCUCAUUUCAGGGCGUUUCACUGACUCCCAUGAAAUCUCUGAAUUGGUGUACUCUGCCUCCAACCUGCUGGUGCUGCUUAAUGAUGGCAUUCUGCGCAAAGGGCUGUGUCGAACCAUACCCAUGUCUCUCUCUCAGCAGAGGCUUCUCACCUGGCUGUCAGUGGUGGAGUACAUGGAGGUGUUCCUGGAGAUGGGGGCCACCAAGCUGUGGGGGGAUGGAGGUCGCUGGCUGGUCAUAGUGCUCAUCCAGAUCACUAAAGCCGUCUUGCGCUUCCUACUGCUCUUCUGGUACAAAUCUGGCAUGCAGACUUCCCCUCCUAUUACCCCUCUGGACAGGGAGGCACAGCUCGGCAACGAUGAGGACCACGAUGACCACCAGGAUGACAGCUCCUUUGUGGGCCAGCGGUCAGGGAGGGUGAUGAGGCCGUUGGGCAAUGCUCCCUCUGUGCAGGCCCGUCUGUGGGCAGCCCCCAGUAGGGAGAAGAGGUGUGCUGUGGAGGAGGAUCUGACCUCUUGUCCCACUGCCCUGGGGGUCCAGGAGACCAUAGCAGAGUCCAUGUACAUCGGACGCCCGCUGGUACACUUGCUCUGCCUGGGAAUGUGUGGGAGAGGCUCCUGGAAACCAUGGCUCGUGUCUGGAGCCAUGGAAAUGACCAGUUUUGGUUUGCUGAGUGACACUAAAUCUCUGAACCGGCGGGAGAGGGCGGAGGUGAGGAGGAGAGCCUUUCUGCUUCUGUACUACCUGCUCCGCUCCCCUUUCUACAACAGAUUCUCUGAGACAAAGAUCCUGUUCCUACUCCGAUUUCUGGCAGACAAUGUUCCCGGCGUCGGACUGGUUGCUCGCCCUCUAAUGGAUUACCUACCUGUCUGGCAGAAGAUCUACUUCUAUAACUGGGGCUGAGGGCAAGAGGUGGUUGAAGGUCUCCUGGCCAGCUGGAUAGGGAUCGACACUAAAGAGGGAGACUCAGUCAAAUACAGAGCCAGAGACACACAGGGACUCAAGUCCCCCACAGACUCACUGGAAACCUGUGCUGGUUAAUCUGCUGUAUUUCAACUGGGGACCCUCAAAUCGGAUCCAACAUGCUGUUCUGUUGCUAGGGCAUGCCAGAGUACCUUACGGAUCCUUCCGUUCUGUUGCUAGGGCAUGCCAGAGUACCUUACGGAUCCUUCCGUUCUGUUGCUAGGGCAUGCCAGAGUACCUUACGGAUCAUUCCGUUCUGUUGCUAGGGCAUGCCAGAGUACCUUACGGAUCCUUCCGUUCUGUUGCUAGGGCAUGCCAGAGUACCUUAUGGAUCCUUCCGUUCUGUUGCUAGGGCAUGCCAGAGUACCUUACGGAUCCUUUCGUUCUGUUGCUAGGGCAUGCCAGAGUACCUUACGGAUCCUUCUGUUCUGUUGCUAGGGCAUUCCAGAGUACCUUACGGAUCCUUUCGUUCUGUUGCUAGGGCAUUCCAGAGUACCUUACGGAUCCUUGCCUUUUGCAUUCCCACCUUGUUCUUUAUUUUUAUAAUUUGAGUGAUUUCCGUCAUAUCUUCCAUCAGACUGAUCUUGAACCAGUGAUUAUGAUGAAUUGAUGCUGAUUGUGCGAUUUAGUUUUCUCCUUUGUAAACUGUACAUUACCCAGUGGUGUUAUUGACCGAGUGGUAGGAGAUAUCUGUGGCACCGCUGAGGAUGAUCACCAUCUUGUCAGUCAGUUUUGCCGUCUGUCACUGGGAACAUUCCCUCCUAAAUGUCUCCAGUUAAACAACCCACUACAGCCAGCCCUGAUGGGUUCUGUGCAGUUGGUCCUACAGCAUUACAGCGAUUUGACUUUGAGGCUAGUUGAAGUUCUCUUUAUGGGGCUGUCCUAAUAUCUCCUUCUCCCAAAGUGUACCCUUGUUCACUCCUUCGCAGAUUGGCAUUUGGCAUGGGCUCGUGGGAGUUUCCACCAUAUUUCGUAUGCUAGUCACUUCCUUUCGACUCGUUAAUUGGAGGAAGGAGAGAAUUGGGCCCUUCUGUUUGUAAGAUUGUUCAUUUGUUUUUCUUCCCACUGUGCCAAUGUGACCAUGAUACGAAAUCUAACCUUUGUAUAUUAAAUAUGCUGUAUUCUAAAUUAUUGAUAUUAACUGAUUAAUUGUGUUCCUAAUAGAUGUACUUUUAAAAAAAACUGGUAAGUCGGUUAAGAACAAAUUCUUAUUUACAAUGACGGCCUACCAGGGAACAGUGGAUUAACUGCCUUGUUCAGGGGCAGAACAACAUAUUUUUACCUUGUCAGCUCGGGGAUUAGAUCCAGCAACCUCUCGGUUACUGGCCCAACGCUCUAACCACUAGACGACCUGCUGGUUACUGGCCCAACGCUCUAACCACUAGACGACCUGCUGGUUACUGGCCCAACGCUCUAACCACUAGACGACCUGCUGGUUACUGGCCCAACGCUCUAACCACUAGACGACCUGCUGGUUACUGGCCCAACGCUCUAACCACUAGACGACCUGCUGGUUACUGGCCCAACGCUCUAACCACUAGACGACCUGCUGGUUACUGGCCCAACGCUCUAACCACUAGACGACCUGCUGGUUACUGGCCCAACGCUCCAACCACUAGACGACCUGCUGGUUACUGGCCCAACGCUCUAACCACUAGACGACCUGCUGGUUACUGGCCCAACGCUCUAACCACUAGACGACCUGCUGGUUACUGGCCCAACUCUCUAACCACUAGACGACCUGCUGGUUACUGGCCCAACACUCUAACCACUAGACAACCUGCUGGUUACUGGCCCAACUCUCUAACCACUAGACGACCUGCUGGUUACUGGCCCAACGCUCUAACCACUAGACGACCUGCCAUCCCAUCUAAUUGUUACUUAAUUGGGGUUGAGAAUUAAGAAUCGAUUUUUGUAGUUUAUCCAGAGUACUUGAGAACAACCAUCUGGAAAUACAUUGAAACCAGGUAGUUUUCCCUGUGUGAAAAAAAUAGUUGAAGAUGAUUGGGGGAAGUGGAAUGUUGUGGCUCUGAGUGCCUUUCAAAAGUUCACUUACCAGAGGAAAAAGGAAAGGUCUAAUAUACUUAUUGGAAAUUGUGCAAAUGUUUUUUAAAUUUAUUUAUGAAUCCUACAAAUGUGUUUAAUAAAUCGUUGUUUAUCUUAGGUAGGUUUUCAUAACUACCAUUCAUUUGCUGUUAUGUAAUGUGCUACUACGGCUGUGUUUACACACACAGUACAAAUCUGAUUUGUUUUUGACCAAUGAGAUCAGCUCUGCAAAAGAUCUGUGAUUUGAAAAUAAAGAUAAGAAUUGGGCA
Molecule: messenger RNA, 3801 nt
Organism: Oncorhynchus kisutch (coho salmon)
Lineage: Eukaryota; Metazoa; Chordata; Actinopteri; Salmoniformes; Salmonidae
Product: peroxisomal membrane protein PEX16-like
Exons: 11
Coding region: 410-1426 (338 amino acids)
Biological process (GO): peroxisome organization
Cellular component (GO): peroxisomal membrane
Source: RefSeq, a predicted model, not a curated record